Molecule: messenger RNA, 615 nt
Organism: Sodiomyces alkalinus F11
Lineage: Eukaryota; Fungi; Ascomycota; Sordariomycetes; Glomerellales; Plectosphaerellaceae
Exons: 8
Coding region: 1-615 (204 amino acids)
Source: RefSeq, a predicted model, not a curated record
AUGGAAAUGGAGGAAUAUCAACCCCAGAUCCUUCUUGCGGGGCUGUUCUGGCGGUCGGAAGGCAACAUUUCGGCUGCCUCAUGGUAUAUGGUUGAAACACUGCCCGCGCUGCUCGCCACAGCCUACCUAAAACUGCAGCAAAACAUCUCGGGGGACUUUUGCGAUUUCGUGCCGCUGCCUAGGGAAGGCAUCGGCGUAUUACAAAUUAUAUACCUGCGACUGGUGCCUGGAGAACCUCCACGCCACAUUAUUCGGAAACCAUGCAGCCUCAUAAACCGUCCCUCAUACCAUUGGUUUAUUAUGCUCUUCUUUUACUGCAAGGAGGUGGGGUUGGAGCCGGAAUACAACGCUGCGAUAAGAUCAAUUAUGCUGCAGGGGGGGACCCUGGGGAGUCAGAAGGUCCGACGUGGGGAGGCCCUUUUGGCAACAACACCAGUGGUCCACGAUUACGAAAUCUCGGGUCAUUUGAUCGUUAGUUUGAUGGUCAUCUCCGCGCACGACGAAGGAUGCCCGAUACGCGUGCGGCACAGCCUCUGCAUUACUAGCGCCAUUGGCUUGGUGCUGCUUUCCGCGCCAUUAGCGGUGGUUGAGCUGAUCAUCCCGAUGCAGCAGUGA